Molecule: messenger RNA, 3966 nt
Organism: Tetrahymena thermophila SB210
Lineage: Eukaryota; Ciliophora; Oligohymenophorea; Hymenostomatida; Tetrahymenidae
Product: transmembrane protein, putative
Exons: 2
Source: RefSeq, a predicted model, not a curated record
AUGAAAAUAGAAUAGUCAUAUAUGCACAGGUCCUCAUAACCAGCAUCUUUGAUUAAGGAUACUUUUGCAUCAGAUCCAGAAUUGACAUAUUAGUAGAAACUUAAGAAUAUUAAAAGAACUGGUAUAGCAUGUGCCUUCGGUAUAGUAUUGAGUUUACCUCAAUUCAUCAUGCCAUUCUUCUUUGGUGACGAAGUUAUUCAAAGUUAUUAAGUUUAGUUGAUAGUUUAUGCAGCUAUCAAUUUUGUAUUGUGCUUAGUUGGAUUUUGUUGGUCCCGCUCUCAAUCAAUCUUAGGAAAUAAAACAUCAUCAUAUGGUGGGUUUACAGGCGAUGAUAUUACUAUUUUUUACAAUCCCUUAGGUGAUUGCUUGUUUGGUUUUGGUUCAUUAUUUGCAGUAGUCAACUUAUUAAUGACAUAUCUUCCAUUUGCACUCUACGGCUUUAACAGAGCUUAGUAUAUAGCUGAUUUUGGAGAAGAAUCUUCUUAGCUUGCUAUUUUCAACAAGAAUUACUAAGCUUUAUUAAUUACUUAUGGCAUCCUUUCAUUCAUUAUUGCUAUAAUUCUUUCAAUAAGUGCAUAUGCUUCUUAUCAUUGCUCUGCAACAUUCAAGACUCUCCGUAUUUUUGGAAAUCUCUAUAACCUCGCAUGGGGAUUCUUUUGUGUUUGGGGUGCAUACACUGUCAAAAAAAUCCAAGGAUAUUUAGCACUCAGUACCUUUAAGAGUUUAAUUUCUAGCAAUCUUUUAGAGGCAGCUUAUGUCAUUUUGCUAAUAUAUGCUUCAUUGAGUUUUGUUGUUUACCUAGUUAUAACUUUGAAAAAGAGAACACCUCAUGUAACACUUGGUACUUUCUUCUUGGUUCUUAUAGUUGUGCUCACAGGUAUGAAUUACGGAAUCGCUAAAAGCUCUUUCGAAAUCAAGAGAAACUACACCAAAGACUGUGCUAAUCAACUUAAUGAGUUGCCUGAAAGUGAACUGGCUAAUUUCGGAUGUACCAAAUAUGUUGUGAAAGAUAACUAAUUAGAUACAUCUUGUAAAGAUUCAGAAUCUCUCAGUAAAUAUUUCAAAUUUAACUGGGAAUAAUCUGUCAAGGAUGGUAAACCUUUCUAUGUUAGCACACUUGAAAAUUCUUGCUUAAAUGGAAACUGUUGCAGAAGUGUUGGAUAUUAUUAUGCUUACUAUCCCUAUUAACUCUACUUUAUUUUCAUUACAUUAACCUUAAUUGGUUUACUUAUUACUUACAUAUGCUUCCAUCUAUCUCAUAAGGAGAAAAUUGCAAUUGAAGGAAAGAAAGAUUUCUAAUUUAACAUAGUUGAUGGAUUUUUCUUCCUCUUGCUUUUAUCACUAGUUAUUGGAACUUGUGUAGUAUUAAGACACACUACUUCUAAUCCUCCUGAUCUCCGCUCUAAUCACGUCAGCACUGAAGCUCCUCCUUAACCCUAGCCUGAACCACAACCCUAACCAGAACCAUAACCUAAUCCUGAACCAUAGCCUACUGAGCCAUCAGAACCAACACAACCCAGCUUUAAAUUAAAUGUUGGUAAAAAUGCAUGGUUAAAUGACUUAAUUAACGAAAAUGUUUUAAGCAUGAAGGAUUACUCAAAUAAAGAAUGUCAAUUAGUCAAGAAUUUAAUUGAUGAUUAGUUAUUUAAAGGUUCUUUUGAUUUCAAUGUUGAUGAAAGCUCCGAAGGUAAGGGUAUCCGUGUCAGCAUUCUUGCUUCAAGAGGUAAUUUCAAGUACGAAAAGGAUAACAGCGGUAAACUCUUCUUCUUAGAGACAGAUGACGUAAAAAAUAUAGUUUUUAGCUUUAUUUCUAAUAACUCAGCUAAAAAGAAUAUGCCUUUCUUCUCUAUCCUUGGUCUUCCUGAAGACGUAAACAACUUCUUGAAUAACUAGUUGUAUUACUGUGGUACAAAUCCAUCAAACUUACCUCACUUCCUUAUUGAAAAUUAUGUUGUUGAUGUUCCUAAGAUAGCUCCUUCUAGUGAUAAUGAUAAAAAUCAAUAGGGAUUCAAGAAGUCAAUUCAACAUGGUCAUUCAAGCAAAUUAAAUAAGAUGAUUAAAUCUGCCUUUGCAUAAACUUCUCCUGGAACUGUUGCUCUAGUUGAAAAGUAUGAAAAAUAUAUUGAAUCUAAAAAAUAAAAUUCUAGUUAAGGUACUUUGGAAUCAGGUGAAUCUCAUCCUCAAUAAUAAUGCUAAAAUUUUUAUAAUGAAGAAUUAAAGAGAACUGAUAUCUGCAAUUUUUAUUAAGGAGAUGUUUAAAAUCGUAAAGGCAGUUUCAGCUUUAUAACAAAAUCUUUAAAUAUUGGUGAAGCUAAAUAAAAUAUAGUUGGACGUGUAGUAGCAAUAGACUCAAAAGACACUACCUAGAUUAAAUAUACUGCUGUUUGUAACUAAAAUGUUAUUGUGAAUGUCUUUAACGAAGUAGGCCAAGAAGUUCUUCUUGCUCAAGCUACUACAGACUCUGCUACAGGGUAGUUUACUUUCUCUAUUCCUAUACUCCCCAGUACUGUUAGAUAUUCUGCAAAAUUACUGAUUUCCAAUAAGUCCUAUCAAGACACAGUUAAAAUAAUCUAGUUAGGAGGUCUUAAUAGUGAAAUCUCUUAACAAUUAGGUGAUAUUCAUUUAACUAAUAUCUAUGAUAAGCCUUAAGAAUUAUAAGCUGCUAACCAAUGCUCUGCUGAUGGUGUUAUAAAAACUCCUGAAACAAACAUGGUAUCCAAAAAAUCUAAAUAAAACAAAUCAUCAUAAAAGUAAAAUAAAGAAAAAUCUUUAAAUUCCUUGAAAAAGACAACAAAUUUAGUUGAUGAUUGGUGUGACGAAUAUACUAAAUAAAAGAAUUUAAAUGAUAAAUACUGUCCUUUUAAUUCUCUAUUUAGUACCUCUAGCUAACAACCAGUCAGCAAUAGCUUUGCUUUGUUCCAAACAAAACAAUCUAUUUCUGGUGAAUAGGAACUUCCUCCCAUCAGCCGUUUCAGUGCAACUAAAAUAUAAGGAGUUUAAUUUAGAAACGUUGAAAUUCAUCUCACUGAUAUUUUACUUUCAGGCAAGAAAGACACAAAAUCAGCUAAAAAGACAAAUCAAAGUGCUAGAUAAGUUUCUGUUUCAGAAGGAGCUGUUAUCAAGUUGUACCAAAACAAUGUAAAUUGUAGUGAAGAACUCGAAAAUUAGAAUCCACUAUUCGUAGGUGAAGUAGAAUCGAAUGAUAAUUUAGGGGCCAGCUUAACAGUUUACAACUAGAUACUUGGAGAUUAUACCCUUGAAGUCACUUACAAAAAUAAAAAUUAUCACUCUUAUUGCUAGCCUUUUACUCUUGCAUAUGACGGAACAAAUACUAACUUUAUAUUAAAUGCUCCUAUCGUUCGCAGGGAUAUGUCUUACAAAGGUAGUGGUGUAGUAGUUUUGGAAAAUCGUUUCUUGUAGAAUGGAUCUGAACAUCUUGGAGCUACUCUCGGAAUGAGCAUAGUAUUUAAUGAAGAUAAAGAGUGUCUUGUUUCUGCUUAUAACCGUCAAUGUGUUGAUUACUCCUACGUUAAGACUUAAUACGCUUAAGCAAUCAGUUUUAAAAAUACUUACAAUCGUAACUCACUUUUCUUUGUUUCUAAGAUGGCAAAUACUCCCUCUGAGUAAACUUUGGUUGAGAAAUCACGUGUUUAAGGUAAAGAAAUUCCUAAUGAUCCUUCCCUCCGUGUAAACAAUUCCGUUUUCCUCCAAUAAGACAUAGUUGUAAAGGUUUAUGUCCCAGAAUCUGAAUACGAAGUAUCAACUUAUUACCCCCCUAUUUACGAUAGCAGAUUAUCUUCAAACACUCAACUUACAUGGUUAACUUUCUGUUAUGAUGGAAACUAUGGCUUGAUUAGUUAAAAGCCUAUCAAUUAAUACUAUGACAAUCAAACCAAAAAACAAUUCCCAAGCGCUUCAUUCUGUGAUUCUUUCUACAAAGGCAAUCCUUACUAAGGACCUAAGUGA